AUGUUUCUGGCUAAUCCUUACUUCAGAGUCCAAUCCUCACAAUACUGUUCUCAUGGAGCUCAUAUUCUCCAUCUUCUCAAUCCUUUUAACCUUUCUUCUUUUUCUCUUACCGGCGGUGAAAUAGCAAACGGAUUUAGAAAAAAUGAUGAAACUUCAAAUCUACCUCCGGGGCCGCCGAAACUACCUCUGAUUGGAAAUUUGCACCAGCUUGUUGGCUCUCUACCAACUCGCAGACUCAGAGAUUUGGCCAAGAAAUAUGGACCCUUCAUGAAUCUGCAGCUUGGAGAAAUUUCUGCUGUUAUUGUUUCAUCGCCAGAGUCUGCAAAAGAAGUGAUGAAAACUCAUGAUAUUACAUUUGCAUCAAGGCCUUAUAAUCAAGCAACAUGUAUAGUAUCUUAUGGUUACAAGGAUAAAAUAUUCUCACCAUAUGGUGAUUACUGGAGACAACUACGGAAGAUUUGUUCAUUGGAGCUUUUAAGCACAAAAAGAGUUCAAUCAUUCCAAUCGGUAAGAGAAGAAGAGAUUGCUAAUCUAAUUAAUUGGAUUGCAUCAAAAUCAGGAUCUGUGAUUAACCUUUCGGAUAAAAUUUGCGAAUCAAUGUAUGCUAUCACUUCCAGGGCUGUCUUUGGUAAAAUAUGUGAAGCUGACCAAGAAUUAUUCAUGUCUGUUGUCAAGGAAAUGGCAAAGGCACUGGGAGGGUUUAAUAUUGCAGAUCUGUUUCCUUCAAUUAAAUUGCUCGAAUCCAUUAGUGGAACGAAUCCUUAUUUGCAGACCUGCAUGAGAAUCCGACCGAGUAGUUGA
Pistacia vera is the source of this 801-nucleotide messenger RNA. RefSeq names its product cytochrome P450 71D11-like. Gene Ontology annotation, molecular function: monooxygenase activity; oxidoreductase activity, acting on paired donors, with incorporation or reduction of molecular oxygen; heme binding. NCBI's taxonomy places the organism in Eukaryota, Viridiplantae, Streptophyta, Magnoliopsida, Sapindales, Anacardiaceae. The record is from RefSeq and is a predicted model, not a curated record. Bases 1 to 801 code for a protein of 266 amino acids. The transcript has a single exon.